Rhineura floridana is the source of this 3420-nucleotide messenger RNA. RefSeq names its product WD repeat domain 82 (gene WDR82). Gene Ontology annotation, cellular component: Set1C/COMPASS complex. The coding region runs from base 364 to 1305 and encodes 313 amino acids. The transcript is spliced from 9 exons. The record is from RefSeq and is a predicted model, not a curated record. Lineage: Eukaryota; Metazoa; Chordata; Lepidosauria; Squamata; Rhineuridae. Gene Ontology annotation, molecular function: chromatin binding; protein binding.
ACUGGCUUGCUCAACGCCCGCUUACCCCAGUAUCCCACCAUGCACUGCGCCUUAAGAGGAGCUGCUGCAGCCCCUUUUUUUUCUCUGAUGUCCCACAAUUCUGUGCGGCACACUUACCCCCUCGUUCUCCCGGUCUCUCAGACCCUCCCCUGAGCGGGAAAAUGGCGGACACAAUGAGUAGCCACCACAACGUUUUCCUUCUCCUCAUUUCCACAGCUUGAAUUGUACCCGCCUGACGGCGCAGUCGACCCGUUUCUCCGCCCUCCCAGCGUUCCAUCCCCCGCUGUUUCCUUUCCCCGAGGCAGGUUCUGCCCCCUUCCCGGCGUGCAGGCCCCUCCGGCUCCUUUCUCUCCCGGAGGCGGCAUGAAGUUGACGGACAAUGUGCUGCGGAGCUUCCGCGUGGCCAAGGUGUUCCGCGAGAACUCGGACAAGAUCAACUGCUUUGACUUCAGCCCUAACGGCGAGACCGUCAUCUCCAGCAGCGAUGAUGACUCCAUCGUGCUUUAUGACUGCCAGGAGGGCAAACCAAAGAGAACUCUAUAUAGUAAAAAGUAUGGGGUAGAUCUCAUCAGAUACACGCAUGCUGCCAACACUGUGGUGUACAGCUCCAAUAAAAUAGAUGAUACAAUCAGAUAUCUCUCUCUGCAUGACAAUAAAUACAUCAGAUACUUUCCAGGACAUAACAAGAGAGUUGUUGCUCUGUCCAUGUCUCCAGUGGACGAUACCUUUAUAUCUGGGUCACUUGAUAAGACCAUCAGACUUUGGGAUCUUCGGUCUCCAAAUUGCCAGGGUUUGAUGCAUCCUCAAGGGAAGCCUGUAUGUUCUUUCGAUCCAGAGGGGCUUAUUUUUGCAGCUGGGGUCAAUUCCGAAAUGGUGAAGCUUUAUGAUCUUCGCUCAUUUGAUAAGGGUCCAUUUGCUACCUUUAAGAUGCAAUAUGACCGAACCUGUGAGUGGACUGGUUUGAAGUUCAGUAAUGAUGGUAAACUUGUUCUUAUAUCAACCAAUGGAGGGUUCAUCCGACUCAUUGAUGCCUUUAAAGGAGCUGUUCUUCAUACAUUUGCGGGAUAUAACAACACAAAAGCUGUUACACUGGAGGCUUCAUUCACCCCAGACUCUCAGUUUAUAAUGAUUGGAUCAGAGGAUGGGAAGAUCCAUGUCUGGAAUGGAGAGACUGGAAUUAAGGUAGCAGUGCUGGAUGGGAAACACACAGGCCCUAUUACCUGUUUGCAGUUCAACCCCAAGUUUAUGACCUUUGCCAGUGCAUGCUCCAAUAUGGCCUUUUGGUUACCUACUAUAGAUGACUAGUUCUCGAUCCAUCAUUUCCAUUGGACAGUUUUCAUACUGUAUUGACAGCAACAUAUUUCUGAAGACUGUAAUGAAAGUAUUAGGAUUAUGAUGCGGAGACUGAAUGCUCCCAUUCAGCACAUCCUGUGUAUGUUUUGCUAUGCCAGACGCUUGGCUGCAUCCCUUCAAAAGGAUUUCUUCAUUUGGCUGUGCACAUACUGGUUUGGAAACUUGAGGUGCUGGCAAGUAUCAUCCUCCACUGUAGCAGAGCUCAAGUUAGCAGCUUUGCUCUGGUUGAAUAUUGGCAGAGAAAGUGCAUGUUGAUACGUCACUCCUUUUUGUCAAUAACUGUGGGUUAUCACUUGUAUGCUUGUGGGAUUCUGGGCUUGUUUAAAAAUAAACCUUCCAGCAUGUUCUCUCCCAUCUGAAAUAUCAACAGUAUCUACACUGGGCAGCCCUAAGGUAAAUGCUUUCUUGUGCCACAUAACAUUGUGCCAUAUAUACAAUAACCCAGUUGUGUGUGGGGGUGUGGGAGUUUCUUAAGCUGCUCGGCUCUGUAGUUCUGCAAAGUGCUGAAACAACCCUUAGUUUUGAACUCCCAGGAGACUAUGUAAAUGCUUUGGGCCCUUUAACAUGGCAGCACCGAGGACGUACAGGCACUUGGAGUGGAUGAUUCCAAGCAAUAAAUGUUUUUUUCAGUUGCAAUACAUUUUCAAACAGACUGGAUAGAAAUGAAUUCUUUAUAUCCCUUCUUACAGUGUAAUUAUAGCUGAUUAUGUAAAUAUGGGGAGGGUGGGUGAAUGGGGCAUGAUAUGUUUUAACUAUUAGAUAUUAAAAAGUAACUUUCGACCAAUACAGUAUGGUGGAACAAGUCUUGGUUGUUUACCUGCCUUUCACACAGCAUUCCACUUGUUCUACAAAUUUCAAUUACAUUCUUCCAAGGCUAGGUACUUUCCCCUUCCCCAAAGAUCUUCACCCAUUAUCUAUUGUGUCAUUGUAUUAAAACAAAUUUAGUUAGCUUGCUAACUUGAGGGAACUGCAGAAUUUCCAGUUGAUAGCUUGUUUUCUUUCUUGGCUUGAUAGUCUUCAUUAGUACUGCUAACCUGCACAUUUCAAGAAGUAUUGCUCAAGGAAGCAGUUUCAGUGCUUCAUGCUGUAGUAGUUUUGAUCUCCCUUCAAACCACCAAAACAUUUUUGAUCACCCUUACAGCCACCAAAGUAUUUUGAUAAGGAGCUGAGCCACCUUUGGCUAUUCCCUGCCCUUGUUCACACUUCUGGAGCAGGAGAUAAUUUCUCUACAUUGUUGGUUCAUGUUAUACUGUAUUGUAAUCAUGGAUGUUCUGUGCAUCCUCCAGAGACAUACUGGGCAUGAGCCAUUUUGAGGAAUGUGAAGUUUUGAGUUGGUGGGGGAGAUGCUCUAGUUGCCUCUGUACUAACUAUAUUGUAUUUAUAUUUUAAAUGUUUGUUGUUGUUUGUGUCCAGAACCUGGUCACUCUGCAGAGAUAAUGGGCUUAAUCUCUCCUAAACCUGCCCAGGUUCAAUAAUACAGGUAGCUGCAGCUCAGGGAUUUGUCUCAACUUUAUCAACAUCCCACCUGGCUUCUGCUGUGCGAAUUCAGAGUAUAGCAGUAGUAACAGGACACUUGGGUGCAACAUGGAGAUCCAGGGGCUGAAUUGUUGUCAUUUGUAUUCUUGGCACUGAGCUGCAUGUUCUUUUCUAUUAGCAGUUCAGUUCAUUCUUUUAAUAUAGUGUCUUACCACUUUGCUAUAUUUGUGGUUGCACCUGGUUUUAGCUUUUUUUAUAUAAAAAGAGGAACCAAUGACUUUAUUUUUACCUUGAUUAGAUUGUCAUUCAACUGGAGCUGGUUCCCAGUAAACUAAGUGAAAUUUAUGUACUGCAUACCACAUUUAUCUUUUUGCUGGGAGCUAGUUUUGAUCAAACCAUUUCUUUAGAAAAGCUUUAUUUGCAAAUGAACUCGUUUCUUAAGUGUAUUAUAUACAUCCUAAGUUACAUGUUACAUUUUGUAAACCUGUAUUUGCAGCUUGUGUGUGACCUUACAGAUACUUUACAGUCAAAAAUAAAUCACAGUAUUGAUUAUUGAAUAAACCACAAGAAGCACUGCUGUCCUGUAUGAAA